Messenger RNA from Rosa chinensis, 3433 nucleotides. Its product is annotated as probable LRR receptor-like serine/threonine-protein kinase At3g47570. Lineage: Eukaryota; Viridiplantae; Streptophyta; Magnoliopsida; Rosales; Rosaceae. The record is from RefSeq and is a predicted model, not a curated record. The transcript has 3 exons. Gene Ontology annotation, biological process: protein phosphorylation. Gene Ontology annotation, molecular function: ATP binding; protein binding; protein kinase activity. The coding region runs from base 44 to 3178 and encodes 1044 amino acids.
CCCAUCACCGGCCGACUAGCUUCCUGCUGCUUAUACAAACUGAAUGGAGAGCUUCAUAUACCUUCAUGUUCUGACCCUUCUCCUUUUCAUCAACCUUCUCCAACCUACUACUGUUGUAAGUUCAUUUGGCAAUGAAACCGAUCACUUGGCUUUGCUCAAAUUCAAAGAAUCCAUAGUCGCCGAUCCACAAGGGUUGUUGAACUCAUGGAAUGACUCCGUUCACUUCUGCAAAUGGCAAGGAAUUACUUGUGGCAGACGGCAUCAGAGAGUAACAGCCUUGAAACUACCAGAUGGUGACUUGCAUGGAACCAUAUCACCUUACAUUGGCAAUCUCUCAUUUCUCAGGACCUUCAACCUUUCAAACAACAGCUUCUCUGGCAAGAUCCCGCAACAAGUUGAGCACUUGCUCCGACUGCAACAUCUCAAUAUAAGUGUCAACCUGUUUGAGGGGGGAAUUCCAGUCAACCUGACCUUCUGCUCGAAAUUAAGCAUCAUAAGCCUUGGAAGAAACCGCCUCAGUGGUAAAAUUCCUUCAGACAUUGGCUCGUUGAUGAAGCUUGAGUUUCUUAGUCUUCAAGUAAACAAUCUAACAGGAGGCAUCCCUCCUUCCUUGGGAAAUCUUUCAUCACUCAUACACCUUUCCAUCACGGCGAACAAUUUGGUGGGCAACGUACCAGAGGAGAUAGGACGACUGCAAAGGUUAUCUUUAUUUUACAUCUCUGACAAUCAACUCUUCGGUAUGAUUCCUCCCUCCAUUUUUAACAUAUCAUCCAUGGAAAGCUUCUCACUUGGGGGCAAUGAGUUUAGGGGCAGUAUUCCGCUCGCCAUAGGCAUAAACAUGCCGAAUCUCCGAGAAAUGUUUUUUGCUAGAAAUGAAUUCUCCGGGCAAAUACCAGAUUCACUUUCCAAUGCUUCUCAGCUUGAAGUAUUUGAUAUUGUCGGAAAUAAAUUUGUGGGGCAAGUUCCAGCAAGUUUUGGAAAUCUUCCGGAACUUCGGUGGCUCGGUUUAACUCUAAAUAGUCUAGGAAGUUAUUCAGUCAAUGCCUUGGGUUUUAUAACAUCCUUGACAAAUUGCACCAAACUAAGACGUCUUUAUUUGGAUCACAACAAAUUUGGAGGUGAUUUACCCAACUCUUUAGCCAAUCUGUCAACCACUCUGACUGAACUCUUACUUGGAGGCAAUCGAGUAUCAGGAGUGAUUCCUGCAACAUUAGAAAAUCUCAAAAAUUUAAUAGUCUUGGGCCUCAAUGAGAACUUGUUAACAGGUGUCAUUCCUACCUCUCUUGGCAAGUUACAAAAGCUGCAAGGAUUGGGUUUACAUAAAAACAGAUUAUCAGGAGAGGUCCCUUCUUCCCUGGGAAACCUUACUCAAUUGUUUUCCCUCCGCUUAACAACAAAUGAAUUAGAAGGAAGCAUUCCACCAACUAUUAGAUAUUGCAAGAAUUUAUAUGAGAUAAACAUUUCAAAGAAUAGACUUAGUGGAGAUAUACCACCAGAAAUUAUUGGCCUUUCCUCACUUGCAUUUCUCGACUUAUCGCAAAACUCACUAACUGGCAGCCUGCCUGUUGAAGUCGGUAAGUUGAAGAAUAUCUAUCAAUUGGACAUCUCUGGAAACAAUCUGACAGGAGAAAUUCCAGAAACCAUUGGGGAAUGUCAGAGCCUUGAAUAUUUUUACCUACAAGGGAAUCUAAUUCAAGGUACAAUACCUUCUUCUUUGGCUUCUCUGAGAGGUCUUCAGUAUCUAGAUCUUUCACAAAACAACUUGUCAGGACAGAUUCCAAAAGAUCUAUGGAGACUUCCAUUCUUGAUAUAUUUGAACCUUUCGUCCAAUAAACUGGAGGGUGAGGUACCGAAAGGAGUUUUUCAAAACAGAAGUACAAUAUCGUUGGAUGGAAAUACCAAACUUUGUGGUGGUGUUUCGGACUUGCAGCUACCAGCAUGCCCCAACAAUGUACCAAAGCAGAGAAAGUUGCAUGGUUUCAAAUUAAAGUUCACAAUUUCUUUAGCUGCUGGAUGCUCUCUUCUGUUUGCGGUCAUUUUAGCUCUUUAUUGGAGGGAAAAAGCUCAAAAGAAGAAACCAUUAUCUGUAGUGUCAUCAAUCAAAUUCCUUUCAAAGGUUUCAUACCAGACACUUCAUCAAGCUACUGGCGGAUUCUCUCUGAGCAAUCAAAUUGGAUCAGGCGGUUUUGGCUCUGUAUACAAAGGGAUUCUUGAUCAAGAAGAAAACAAUGUUGUUGCCAUUAAGGUCCUCAACCUUCAACAGAAAGGAGCUUCCAAGAGUUUCAUGGCAGAAUGCAAUGCACUAAGAAAUAUCCGGCACAGGAAUCUUGUGAAAAUCUUAACAUGUUGCUCCAGCUCAGAUUACAAUGGUAAUGACUUCAAAGCUCUAGUUUUUGAGUAUAUGUCAAAUGGAAGUUUAGAGGAGUGGCUGCACAGAGAAAACCAAUCAAGGAGCUUGAACCUUCUUCAAAGAUUGAAUAUUGCUAUUGAUGUGGCGUCUGCGUUGUGUUAUCUUCAUGACCAUUGUGAACCACAAAUCAUUCACUGCGACAUGAAGCCAAGCAAUGUUCUUCUUGAUGAUGACAUGGUUGCUCGUGUAGGUGAUUUUGGGUUAGCAAGACUCAUCUCAACGACUGUGGACUCCUCUCAAAAUCAAAGUAGCUCAAUUGGGAUAAAGGGAACCAUUGGCUAUGCUGCUCCAGAGUAUGCUAGUGGCGUUGAGCCAUCAAGAAAAGGGGAUGUAUAUAGUUAUGGGGUUCUCGUGUUGCAAAUGUUCACAGGAAGAAGACCUAUUGACGAAAUGUUUAGAGAGGGUUUGAACCUCCAUAACUUUGUCAAGAUGGCCAUACCAGGAAGAUUAAUGCAGAUUGUGGAUCCUGCUCUUCUUGCCAGUUUAGAAGCGACAACAAAUGCAACAGCACACAAUGAAGUGAACUACAUCAGUGGUUACAACAAUGAAAUCGAAGCAGAUGAAGAAAACAAUGACAAUGAGAAUUUAAGCAAGAUGAACACAUACGUGUGGAAGUGCAUACUUCCAACCCUUAAGAUUGGACUUGCCUGCUCGGAAGAAUCACCAAGGAAUAGGAUGUCUAUGGAGGAGGUCCACAGGGAGCUACACCAUAUUCAAAAUGCUUACACUAGUGUUGACAUCCAUCGAGAGAGGCCAAGAAGAAGCUAAUUAACAAGAGUAUGGCAUGGGAAGCGAGGUGUCAAUAUUCUAAGUUGUACUACCGGAGAUGUCUACAGGCGAGAUAAUAUCUUAAUAGUGUGGAAGAAAUAAGUUGUAGCUACUAUAAAUUGUGAGAGCUUCAUUUUGAUUUCUUGGUAAUGAGUUGUUUGUUGUGUAGAUUUCCCCUAAGAUUCGAUCGAGACUAACAAUGUUGUAGCUUAAGUAAUAAGUGAAGCAUGUAAUUCAAUUGGAUUUCUGAGAAUU